Molecule: messenger RNA, 541 nt
Organism: Racocetra persica
Lineage: Eukaryota; Fungi; Glomeromycota; Glomeromycetes; Diversisporales; Gigasporaceae
Source: the annotation of a GenBank genome assembly
AAAAGCGUAGGCACGAUAAUUCGGAAGAUAAGGAUCAGCAAAGCGCCGCAGAAAUAAAAAAACAAAAAAAAGCACGGUUUGAUGAGGACAAAAUUUGGAUGGAUAAGCACAUGAAAAAACAUCGUGCUGUUUCAAACUAUUCGUGGGAGGAAUCAUUAGAAAGUAAAGACAAGGAAGAGAAUUACUCUUAUUUGAUUCAAUUGGCGGAUCUCUACUUCCUUAAACCAAAAAACCGUGAUCAAUCUGCUCAAGAAAAACCUGGCCAUCCUCGUACGUCAGAUCCUUACGCGCGAACUCAUCAUCGUUCAGAUGUGCGACAAAGUAGUUCGAAGGCACCUAAAAAUCCGUUGAUUUUGGUUCCACCAUCUCCUUCGGCAUUCGUUACCAUGUACAAUGUCAAACAAUUAUUACAAGAUGCAAGGUUUGAAGAACAAGCAAGUCUUCGUAAUAAUCAUAAAAGGGAACGUUUUAUUAAAAUCUGUCGAAACGGAAAGACUUUUGAAUUUACUGAUUCAGUUGAAAAUUUCCAGGAAUCAGAUUG